Molecule: messenger RNA, 2073 nt
Organism: Etheostoma cragini (Arkansas darter)
Lineage: Eukaryota; Metazoa; Chordata; Actinopteri; Perciformes; Percidae
Product: NLR family CARD domain-containing protein 3-like
Exons: 4
Molecular function (GO): protein binding
Source: RefSeq, a predicted model, not a curated record
CUGGCUGACCGUCUGCACAGCAGAAGUCAUUCUGGAGUUUGUCAACGUAAACUCAAGACUAACCAGAAGAUAAAGUUCCAGUAUGUGUUUGAGGGGAUUGCUAAAGCAGGAAACCCAACCGUUCUGCAUCAGAUGUUCACAGAGAUCUACAUCAUGGAGGGAGGGGCUGCAGGGGUCAAUGAAGAACAUGAGGUCAAACAGAUUGAAGCAGCAUCCAGGAAACCAGACAGACCAGAAACAAUAGUCAGAUGUGAAGACAUCUUUAAAGCCCCACCUGGAAGAGAUGAACCAAUCAGAACCGUGAUGACAAAGGGAGUGGCUGGCAUCGGGAAAACAGUCUUAACACAGAAGUUCACUCUGGACUGGGCUGAAGGCAAAGCCAACCAGGACAUCCAGUUCAUAUUCCCAUUCACCUUCAGAGAGCUGAAUGUGCUGAAAGAGAGAAAGUUCAGCUUGGUGGAACUUGUUGAUCACUUCUUUAGUGAAACCAAAGAAGCAGGAAUCUGCAGGUUUGAAGAGGUCCAGGUUGUCUUCAUCUUUGACGGUCUGGAUGAGUGUCGACUUCCUCUGGACUUCCUCAUCACUGAGAUCCUGAGUGACGUUAAAGAGUCCACCUCAAUGGGUGUGUUGCUGACAAACCUCAUCAGGGGAAAUCUGCUUCCCUCUGCUCGCCUCUGGAUAACCACACGACCUGCAGCAGCCAAUCAGAUCCCUGCUGAGUAUGUUGACAUGGUGACAGAGGUCAGAGGAUUCACUGACCCACAGAAGGAGGAUUAUUUCAGUAAGAGAUACAGAGACGAGAAGCAGGCCAGCAGAAUCAUCUCCCACAUCAAGACAUCACGAAGCCUCCACAUCAUGUGCCACAUCCCAGUCUUCUGCUGGAUCACUGCUACAGUUCUGGAGAAGGUGUUGAAGACCAGAGAGGGAGGAGAACUGCCCAAGACCCUGACUGAGAUGUACAUCCACUUCCUGGUGGUUCAAUCCAAACUGAAUGUUAAAUAUCAUGGGAAAUCUGAGAUAGAUCAACACUGGAGUCCAGAGACCAGGAAGAUGAUUGAGUCUCUGGGAAAACUGGCUUUUGAGCAGCUGCAGAAAGGCAACCUGAUCUUCUAUGAAUCAGACCUGACAGAGUGUGGCAUCGAUAUCAGAGCAGCAUCAGUGUACUCAGGAGUGUUCACACAGAUCUUUAAAGAGGAGAGUGGACUGUACCAGGAGAAGGUGUUCUGCUUCGUCCAUCUGAGUGUUCAGGAGUUCCUGGCUGCUCUUCAUGUCCAUCUGACCUUCACCAACUCUGGAGUCAACCUGCUGGCAGAAGAACAAACAACCUCCCGGCUGCUUAAAGUCUUCAGAGAAACCCGUAAACUAAAACAUCUCCAUCAUAGUGCUGUUGACAAAGCUUUACAGAGUCCAAAUGGACACCUGGACUUGUUCCUCCGCUUCCUCCUGGGUAUUUCACUGCAGACCAAUCAGAGACACCUACAAGGUCUGAUGACCUAUGCUGGAAGUAGCUCAGAGACCAAUCACGAAUCAGUUGAGUACAUCAAGACGAAGAUCAGUGAGAAUCUGUCUGCAGAGAGAAGCAUCAAUCUGUUCCACUGUCUUAAUGAACUGAAUGAUGGUUCUCUAGUGGAGGAGAUCCAACAGUCUCUGAGUUCAGGAAGUCUCUCCACAGAUAAACUGUCUCCUGCUCAGUGGUCAGCUCUGGUCUUCAUCUUACUGACAUCAGAAGAAGAUCUGGACGUGUUUGACCUGAAGAAAUACUCUGCUUCAGAGGAGGCUCUUCUGAGGCUGCUGCCAGUGGUCAAAGCCUCCAACAAAGCUCUGCUGAAAGGCUGUAACCUGUCAGAGAGAAGCUGUGAAGCUCUGUCCUCAGUUCUCAGCUCCCAGUCCUCUAGUCUGAGAGAGCUGGACCUGAGUAACAACAACCUGCAGGAUUCAGGAGUGGAGCAUCUGUCCUCUGGAUUGGAGAGUCCACACUGCAGACUGGAAACUCUCAGGUUGAGUGGCUGUGACCUGUCAGAGAGAAGCUGUGAAGCUCUGUCCUCAGUUCUCAGCUCCCAGUCCUCUAGUCUG